AAUGCAAGCAGUUUUUUUCUCCAUUGCAUAUUGCUGCAUAUAUUUUGUCAGUUUACAGCGUUUCUAACGACAACGUGUAACACGGAUUGUAAUCUAAAAAGAUUUUCUUAUAUCUGCAUAGGUUGUGUUUAUGCUAUGAAUUACUAUUCUUUCUAUUUUAAUUCUGAAUCUAUAAAGCAAAUGUUGGAACAUAUACAGUUGGAUUGGAAAAUGUUUGAAAAUAGUGACGCAAUUAAAAUAUUUGAAGAAUAUCUCUUUGUAUCGUAUGUUUUCGCAGUAUUUGGGUGUACAAUUGUGUUUAUGUGUGUAUUUGUAUUUACGGUUAUUGAAUGUAGUCCCGUCAUUCUUGAUGUUAUCAUACCGAUGAAUGAAUCCCGACCACGUAAAUUUGAAAUUGAUUUGGAAAUUUUUGUCGAUAAAGAGCAAUAUUUCUUUUUGUAUAUUAUGGAAGAGGUGCUAUUAUUAGGGAUUGGCUUGUGUACGGUAAUUACGACUGGGACGUUCUUGGCUACGCUAGGAAAACACUGUUGUGCAACAUAUAGAAUUGCAAGUUGUUUAAUAGAAAAUACGGUGACCAUCCAUACGUUGGCAAUUCCUGUUGACCGAAAAAUACAAUUCAUGCAUCGGAGCAUUUGUAUUUCAGUUUACAUUCAUAGAAGAACGAUGGAGUUCGUCAAACGCAUGUUACUUGCAUUUGAUUUGUGGUAUUUUCCGUUAUUGUUAAUUGGUGUACUCUCUUUAAGUUGCCUUCUCUUUCGCCUAUACCUUGCUAUAAUAAAGGCCAAUGAUUGGUAUGAUAUCUUGGUGUGCUGUGUGGUUUUGUAUGCUUGUUUACUAUAUAUGUUUGUGGCAAAUUUUCUUGGACAAUCUUAUACUGAACAUAGUGUAGAACUACUAGAAUCUACGUAUAAUAGUCUUUGGUAUGUAGCACCAUUACCGAUCCAAAAAUUAUUCUUAAUUAUGCAAACAGCUAUAAAGGGCCAUAAGAUAGUGGUGGGUGGUCUUUUUACUUUGUCCAUAGAAGGAUUUUCUACGGUAAAUGUUAAGAUUAGGAGCGACUUCAUCGAUUUAGGCCGAUUUGCCAAGAGUGUGAAUCAUGCUGUUCUGCUCACACCAAUAACUAUAGGGUGUGCAAGAAAGCAUGAUUAAAGCUCGUGGUUCACGUCCUGUGGGAACUCGGCCUUAUUUUGUUAAUAACUUCUUAGUAAACAAGAAACGACGGCAGGAACUGUUCGCAAAUUAGUCAGAUGUUCUUGACAAUAUGUAUCAAGAUCAUUGAAAUCGCCAAAAA
Ooceraea biroi (clonal raider ant) is the source of this 1291-nucleotide messenger RNA. RefSeq lists its product as uncharacterized. Gene Ontology annotation, biological process: detection of chemical stimulus involved in sensory perception of smell; sensory perception of smell. Gene Ontology annotation, cellular component: plasma membrane. Lineage: Eukaryota; Metazoa; Arthropoda; Insecta; Hymenoptera; Formicidae. The record is from RefSeq and is a predicted model, not a curated record. Gene Ontology annotation, molecular function: odorant binding; olfactory receptor activity.